Amorphotheca resinae ATCC 22711 is the source of this 1437-nucleotide messenger RNA. RefSeq lists its product as hypothetical. The record is from RefSeq and is a predicted model, not a curated record. Lineage: Eukaryota; Fungi; Ascomycota; Leotiomycetes; Helotiales; Amorphothecaceae. Gene Ontology annotation, cellular component: membrane. The coding region runs from base 1 to 1437 and encodes 478 amino acids. Gene Ontology annotation, biological process: transmembrane transport. Gene Ontology annotation, molecular function: transmembrane transporter activity. The transcript has 5 exons.
AUGUCGGACAGCCCUGUGAAAGAGAAGAGUGUGCCUCAGGCGGCACUGGUCCCCUCACCCUCCCCAUCACGUGCAUCUUCCUUGCCAGAGAAGAAGUCCAGGGGACGUCGAAUCCGCGAGAUCAUUUGGGACAGUCUGGAUGGGCCACCAGAGGAACGCAAACUGCUGUUCAAAAUCGAUAUUUUCAUUCUGACAUGGGCCGGCUUCACCUAUUUCUCCAAGAACCUGAACUCAAAUAAUGUGUCCAAUGCCUACGUUUCCGGCAUGAAAGAAGACCUCAACGUGGUGGGGAAUGAGUAUCAGACCUUUACCACCAUGUGGACUAUCGGUUAUGUGAUCAGUCAGAUCCCAUCCCAGAUGAUAUGUACCCGCAUCCGCCCUUCACUCUGGUGCCCAUCCUGGGAAUUGCUGUGGGUUAUCGUCACUUUCUGCACAGCCGCCGUGAAGACCCCUCACCAACUCUACGCCUGUCGCUUCCUGGUUGGUUUGGCGGAGGGCACCUUCUAUCCUGCUGUCCACACCGUCCUCGGGGCAUGGUAUACUAAACGCGAGCUGGCCAAGCGAGCAUCGAUCUUCUUUGCAUCUGCAUUCGUGGGCUCCAUGUUCAGCGGGUACUUGCAAGCUGCUCUAUACAAGGGCAUGAAUGGCACGGCGGGCCUUGCGGGAUGGAGGUGGCUCUUCAUUUUUGACGGCGUUAUAACCCUUCCCAUGGCUCUCUGGGGCUACUAUGCUCUUCCAGACCUCCCUACUAACACGAGGGUGAAGUGGCUGAAACCGGAAGAAAAGACAUUGGCUCUGAAGCGCAUGGCAGAUGCCGGAAAGGGUAAAGAUGUUCCAUUUACAUGGACAGGCAUCAAGCGCAUACUCUUCAAGUGGCAUUUCUGGGUGUACACCGCCUACUACACGUUCUUUAUCUGCAGCGAGAAUAUCGGAACCUACAUGAAUCUCUGGCUGAAGAGCUUGAAGAAGUAUUCCGUGUCAGAAAUCAACACUUAUCCUACACCCAUCAACGCCAUAACGAUCGUCACAUCUCUCGCCUACGGCUGGACCGCCGACGCUCUCCAACUUCGCAGCCCCAUCGUCUACUUCUCGCUUAUCGUCUGCUUCUUCGCCGCCAUGAACCUCGCGAUCUGGGACGGCGUGCCCUUCGGCCUAAAAUGGGCCUCCUACUACCUCACCGGCUUCGCUCCCGGCUCCGGACCCAUCUUCCUCACCAUGGUCAAUGAAAUCUGCGCCGACGAUACCCUGGAACGUAAAUUCAUCCUCGGGACCACCAAUUCCGUCGCGUAUUCCUUCAACGCCUGGAUCCCGCUGGUUACGUAUAACACUACCAAGGCGCCGCGCUUCCUGGUCGGAAACUCAGUAACGGUGGCUUUGAUCGUGUGCGCUACGCUGACUUUGACACUGGCGUUGUUCCUGCAACGGCGCGAUGCGUAA